AUGGCCGAACUUGUUCCAUAUUUCGAUGGCAUGCAGCAAGGACAGGGAUACAAUACCUACCUUCAACAAAUUGGUGUAGCAGAUGCUGUCACCAUCACUCCGGGCCAACCGGAGUCCGUCACCUAUGACCUCUUCUAUAGUAGUGAAAGGAUAAAUGAUUACACAAAACUUGCGCAGUCCUUGGAGAUAAGUGCUGGCGCUGCUAUUUCCGGCUGGGGACAGUCCUCCCAAAUCGACGCUGGCUAUCUUGAUCGGCUAAGUUUUGAAAGCAGUACGGUGACCUAUCAAGUCCAGGUGUCAUCCAGACAGCAGGCAUCAAUCGGGAAUUCGUACUCGUUUAAUCAAAUAAACACCGAUACUCCGAAUAAGUUGUACGGAGACCGUUUUAUUGCAGAUUUCAUUCGAGGUGGCCAAUACUUUGCUCGCGUCUCCAUUUCCGCAGUCAACAAAUCCACCAGUCAAGAGAUCAGGCAGGCCUCAGAGGUUGCUUUUUCAAUGUACGGAGUCACCGGCUCUGUCACAAACGAAGUGAGAAGUGCCGUGGAGACAAUCAACAGACACUCUCGCGUCACAGUCUGGAUCCAUACCUCUGGAGGCGGAGGCCGAUCUGGAGUUAUUCACGCAGAACCCCACGACGGUGAAGACUCGCCUCUUUUUGCGAUCAAGGAGGGCGCAGAUAACUUCUACCAGGAGUUGAGGGAGGGAAAGCAUAGAUAUAGACGAUUUGCACUUCUGUGGAGAUACACCAACGUGCCGAAUUUCAACAAUGCAUUCACGCCUUUUGACUAUACUUUUGCCAAUCAGAGAAGCUGGUACCUAUUCGAAGACUUUACGCAGUACGACGCGUACCUUGAGCUUGUCAGGAAGAUCCCUGUUUCAAAGUUCAUCAACGGCAGAGAGCAACAGGCCGAGCUGUACGAAGAAGGGGCCAACAUACUCUCCGUGAUCCGCACCAAAGUUCAAGCCAUCAACGAAAACCCCGAAGAAAUAAACUCCCCAAUCUCAUAUCCCAUUCCAGAGGACUACAAGAAACUAGUCCUACUGGCCAUCAGAACAGUAACCAUGAUCGCCCAAGAACGAACUCUCGACAACGGCAGCUUCAGCGACAUCGCACUCCCAACCCUCCAAGGCAACGCCCGCACACUCUUCAAAUUCCAGACCUACGACUUCGACACCGGGUUCGGAAACACGGUUGUUUCCUUCGGAAGACAGGGUACAUCAUUCGUAUGUCUAAGCGGCCAGCGCGUAUCCGACGGAUAUCAGGAAGAAAGCGUCUUCUGGGCAUUUGAAGACCCGGUUGAAGAGGUCUCGGAGCAACAGGUUCAUGUGGCGACCUAUAGCUAG
Molecule: messenger RNA, 1344 nt
Organism: Aspergillus tubingensis
Lineage: Eukaryota; Fungi; Ascomycota; Eurotiomycetes; Eurotiales; Aspergillaceae
Exons: 13
Coding region: 1-1344 (447 amino acids)
Source: RefSeq, a predicted model, not a curated record